GUUCGGCGCUGGCUUCCGGCCCGCCGCGCCGGAUGAGGCAGGGGCUGGCGGCGGCGUUGUGGGCCAUGGGGCCACGGCCGGGUUAGGGCGCGGCGAUGUCGGGCUACGCGCGGCGGCAGGGCGCGCCCCCACUAUCACGGACGCGGAGCCUCGUGGUUCCCGACGCUCCUGCGUUCUAUGAGCGCCGGUCUUGUCUCCCCCAGCUAGACUGUGAGCGCCCCCAUGGCGGGGACCUGCACCCCCACCUCUUCGGCUUUCGGCCGACGUUUAUGUGCUAUGUGCCCAGCCCGGUGCUGGCUUCGGUAGGAGACACAGAUUUUGGCUAUGGAAAGGGGAAAUGUACUAAACAAGGUCCGUCGGGAGCCCAUGAGACGCGCUUUGGAGGUGACAAACUUGAAGACCUUGAAGAAGCCAAUCCAUUCUCCUUCAAAGAGUUUUUGAAAACCAAGAACCUCAGCCUGUCAAAAGAAGACACGACCACCAGCCGAAUUUACCCGAAGGAAGCCUCAAGGCACCCACUGGGACUAGACCACAGCUCCCCUGCCUCCCAGCCCAUGGGGUAUGGCCUGGAAUAUCAGCAGCCAUUUUUUGAAGACCCAACAAGAGCCAGCAACCUAGAGGAUGAUGAAGAAGAUGGAUGGAAUCGGGCCUACCUGCCGUCUGCCGUGGAGCAGACCCAUUCCUCUAGAGCCACACAGAACUCAUCGCCCUGUGCCACCUACCUUUCCUUCUUUUCCAACGCAUCAGAGCUGGCAGGUCCCGAGUCUUUGCCCCUAUGGACACUGAGUGACACUGACUCCAGGAUCUCUCCGGCAUCUCCAGCUGGGAGUCCUAAUGCAGACUUUGCAGCUCAUGAAGAAUCCCUAGGGGACAGACACCUGCGGACGUUGCAGAUAAGUUACGAAGCACUGAAAGAUGAAAACUCUAAGCUCAGAAGAAAGCUAAAUGAGGUUCAGAGCUUCUCUGAAACUCAAACAGAAAUGGUGAGGACACUGGAACGGAAGUUGGAGGCGAAGAUGAUGAAAGAGGAGAGUGACUUCCAUGACCUCGAGUCAGUAGUCCAGCAAGUCGAACAGAACCUCGAACUGAUGACCAAACGGGCUGUAAAAGCAGAAAAUCAUGUCUUGAAGCUGAAACAGGAAAUAAAUUUGCUUCAGGCACAGCUCUCAAACUUCAAGCGGGAAAAUGAAGCCCUUCGGUCAGGCCAGGGUGCCAGCCUCACCGUGGUGAAGCAGAACACGGAUGUGGCCUUGCAGAACCUCCAUGUUGUCAUGAACAGUGCACACGCAUCCAUAAAGCAGCUGGUGUCUGGAGCAGAGACACUGAACCUUGUUGCUGAAAUCCUCAAGUCUAUCGACAGAAUUACUGAAGUUAAAGAUGAGGUGGACUCUUGAGAGGCUCUGCCUGCCACUGGGUCCCAUCACCUCUGCGCCGAUGGCACCACACAUCUUCCAAAUGUGUUCCUAUCUAUGCAGUCCUCACCAAAGCAUUUCACAGUCCUAAGCAUGUGACGGGCCACCUGCAGUACGGGGCUCCUUUCCACCAGUUGCACCUAACAGUUUACAUGAAGUCCCACUGUUUGAUGACUCACUGAUUUACUGGAAGACAUUUUAUAAAACCCAGCAAUUUUUAGAAACCACUAAAGCUGAAAUUACAGUUUUGUAAGACGCUUCUUCCACAAUCCUCUCAAAUUUAGCUAUAGGAUGAGCUUGGGCUCAGCCUCAGUUUUAUCAAGCAGAACACUAAGUGAGCCAGUGUGGAAGUGAGCAGCCUACACAGGGACUCAUUCUGUCACUCAGUGCCUCACUCGCAGAUGGCUGGCAUUGUGGCCUUCACAGGACGGCUCCUCCUGUCUGUCAGCAGCCUCACUGAGGCAGCUCCGCUUGGUAACUGCUGCUGUCCUCCCAGCGGGGCCAUAGGACCAAGGUCACAGACUGCACAUUGCAAAGCUUCGGACACUCUGCUGUGGGCUUUGACUGGCGUUAGUGUGUCCGUGUGCUUUUUGCAUAAUGCAGUUCAGACUGGAAUGAAAGCACACCCCCGCCUGGGGGUCAGCACCUGCUCUUUGGGCUGCCUGGCUGGUUUUUGAAGGGCAAGCAAGGCGUGCUGAGGGGUCAAGGUUUGGGGGCCACUUUCCUAUAGAUUUUUUUUUUAAUUUUCCUUUUCCCCUCCUGUUGAGAUCAACAGCUUUCUUAUCUAAAUAAAUCCUGAAGAUCAUUUA
Messenger RNA from Apodemus sylvaticus (European woodmouse), 2221 nucleotides. RefSeq names its product endosome associated trafficking regulator 1 (gene Entr1). Lineage: Eukaryota; Metazoa; Chordata; Mammalia; Rodentia; Muridae. Gene Ontology annotation, cellular component: midbody; early endosome; ciliary basal body. The record is from RefSeq and is a predicted model, not a curated record. The transcript has 10 exons. The coding region runs from base 96 to 1394 and encodes 432 amino acids. Gene Ontology annotation, biological process: positive regulation of cilium assembly; regulation of cytokinesis; positive regulation of protein localization to cilium.